Molecule: messenger RNA, 758 nt
Organism: Pseudopipra pipra
Lineage: Eukaryota; Metazoa; Chordata; Aves; Passeriformes; Pipridae
Gene: CLEC3A
Product: C-type lectin domain family 3 member A
Exons: 3
Coding region: 83-670 (195 amino acids)
Biological process (GO): ossification
Source: RefSeq, a predicted model, not a curated record
CUGAGAUGUGUCUGUGUGACUUGCUCUCAGAGCUGCUGAAGAGAAUCUCUUGAAGGUCCUUGUUAAGGUCUUUCAAAGAGACAUGGCACAAACUGGACUUAUGAUUUUCCUACUCAUAAGUUUACUACUGGUGGAUCAGACCAUCAGCCAGGCUUCCAAAUUCAAAGCCAGGAGGCACAGCAAACGUAGAGUGAAAGAAAAAGAUGACCUGAAGACCCAGAUUGACAAACUGUGGCGAGAAGUAAAUGCUCUGAAAGAAAUGCAAGCACUCCAGACAGUGUGUCUCCGUGGGACAAAGGCCCAUAAGAAGUGCUACCUCAUGUCAGAAGGCACCAAGCAUUUCCAUGAAGCCAAUGAAGACUGCAUAACCAAGGGAGGGACACUGGCUAUCCCAAGGAAUAACGAGGAAACAAACAUUCUUCGAGAUUACGGCAAGAGAAGUACACCCAGAGCAUCCGAGUUCUGGCUGGGGGUCACUGACAUGAUCAAUGAAGGGAAAUUUGUUGAUGUCAAUGGCAUGGUUCUGCAGUACUUCAACUGGGAUCGUGCCCAGCCCAAUGGGGGCAAACGUGAGAACUGUGUGUUUUUUUCUCUUUCGUCCCAAGGCAAGUGGGUGGAUGAGGUGUGUCGUACCGCCAAAAGAUACAUUUGUGAAUUCCUGAUCCCAUAAUUACAGAUACAAAAGACCAUAGCCAUGUUUCAGGUUAACAUGCAGUUUUGCUUAGGAACCCCUCCCACUCAGAGUGCGGUGAGUUAAA